Neurospora tetrasperma FGSC 2508 is the source of this 1772-nucleotide messenger RNA. RefSeq lists its product as uncharacterized. The transcript is spliced from 2 exons. Gene Ontology annotation, biological process: RNA (guanine-N7)-methylation. The coding region runs from base 1 to 1704 and encodes 567 amino acids. NCBI's taxonomy places the organism in Eukaryota, Fungi, Ascomycota, Sordariomycetes, Sordariales, Sordariaceae. Gene Ontology annotation, molecular function: protein binding; tRNA (guanine(46)-N7)-methyltransferase activity. Gene Ontology annotation, cellular component: nucleus; cytosol; tRNA methyltransferase complex. The record is from RefSeq and is a predicted model, not a curated record.
AUGGCUUUGCCAUACCACGUCCUCAAAGUGUGCUACGGCAUUGUUUUUGCCGCUCGCGGAAGUAACAUUCACUCAUUUGACUCCAACUUCAACCCCAUCUCAGUAUGGAAGUACCCCGUCAAGCAGCAAGAGACCAACGGAGAGAAGGCCGAGAGCGAGACCCCAGCUCCUAUUGUAGAAGCCGAAGAAUUACCCGCUCCAGAAGGCCCCCCUGCUAAGAAGAGGAAAGUGGAGGAUGGCGAGGUGGUAGCUGUCUCGGAAGAGAGCAAGGAGGAAUCCAAGGAGGACACCACUGAAGGUCAAACUGAGACCAAGACUGAAAGCCAGACCCAAGAAGUGAACAGACGCAGCAGGCGGCAAAAGCAGAAGCAAAAGACCGAGGGCGGAUGGGCGAAGAACAACAAGGCUGUCCUCGAGAAGCCCUUCGUCCAGGGCAUGUACCUCACCACCGACGGCCGUCAUCUCGUUGCCAUUACCGGGUCCGACAAGACCAUCUGGGUGUUUGAGCACGAUGGUGCCGGAAACCUCAAGCAGCUGAGCCAAAGAGCCAUGCCCAAGCGCCCUUGCGCCCUCGCCCUUACGCCCGACGAUAAGACCAUUCUCUCCGCCGACAAAUUCGGCGACGUCUUCUCCCUCCCUCUUCUCUUUACGCCUUCCGAGCCAACGGCUGCAGCUGCAGCUUCCACCAUUGCUUCCGAGGUCGCUACCCCCGAACCCACUCCCUCCGCCCCGGCCACUCCCGCUAUCCCUACUCCGCCCACCACCGACGUCGCCAAGGCCCAAUCCCUUUCUGUCAAGCCGCAAGCCAACGAGCUCACCGUGCACACGCUCCGUAACCUCAAGGCACUGGAGAACCAGAAGCGCUGCCUGGAGCGCCAGAAGGCGGCCAAGCUCGCCGCCGCCCUGCAGGCCUCGCAAUUCGAGCACACGCUCCAGCUGGGUCACGUCUCCAUGCUCACCUCGGUGGCCGUGGCCGUGCACCCCAGCCACCCCGGCCGGACGUACAUCAUCACGGCCGACAGGGACGAGCACAUCCGCGUGAGCCGGGGCAUCCCGCAGGCGCACGUAAUCGAGGGCUUUUUGUUGGGCCACGACGAGUUUGUGAGUCGAGUGUGCAUUCCCGAGGCGCGCAGGGAUGUGUUGAUCAGCGGCGGUGGUGAUGACGAUCUGUUUUUGUGGGAUUGGGUCAGCGCUAAGCUGCUGGGUAAGGCGCCGGUGUUGGCGGAGGUGAAGAAGGCGCUCCCGAGCGCUGAGGAUGCGGACAAGGUCACCAAAAUUGCGGUGACGAGGAUUUUCGAUGUUCAGCAGGGUGAAAAGACGCAGAUCUUUGUGAUUUGUGAACGCAUCCCCCUUCUUCUGAUUUAUACCCUCACCUCCGCCAACACCCUCCAACACACGCAAACCCUCUCGCUCCUCGGCAACCCGCUAGAUGUCGAGUAUCUCAAGGCCGAGUCUAAGCUCCUCGUGUCCAUUGAUCCCAAUACCUCGUCCGAAACCCAGGAGGAAGAAGCCAGUAACGGCGGUGUUUCUUCUAUCCUCGCUCUGUCAUUCGAUGAUUCCGAGUCGAGCUGGAAGGUGACUCCCGGUGGUCUGAAGGCCACGGAAGCGGCUGAGGAAGAAAGCAUCAGUUUGAGUCCCCAAGACUUGCAGAAGCUUUUGUAUACCACAGAGAGCUUGAGGAAGACGAAUAAAGAUGACGAGUAAGUUUGGAAGAAAUCACCGGAUAGAUAAAAUUGACUAGAGUAUACUUUAAGCCUACUCCGUAUGCGCUA